GCCAUGGAUAACGAGGAUCAGAGGGUCGUCGAACUCUCGGCCCUGUCUGCCAUCUUUCCAGAGAUACAGAGGCUCACUGAGGAUGAUCCGUAUAUAUUCACACUCGACAUCCCCGUGAAUGCAACAAAGACAGUCACCGUCUAUUUCCCCGCGGCAGGGACUGGGCAGCUACCCAAUCCAGUCGUUCCCCAGGCCACGCUCGAGCGGGCAGACGAUCCACCCCAGAUCGACUCCCAUGAGCUGUCAUAUCUGCCUGCAGUCCACCUCCAAAUCUCUUUGCCGCCAGCUUAUCCGACCGAGCAGCCCCCGAGCGUCCAUGUGUCGACGACACCAUCAUGGCUGCCACCUGAAACGGCGAAGAAGCUGGAGAACGACUGUGCCCGGCUGUGGGAGGAGCUCGGCCGAGACCUUGUGGUUUUCACCUAUGUCGACCAUGUUCAGCAGUUGGCAGAAGAUGUAUUUGGGCUGGUUGAUGAUAGCGGCACUCUGGAGAUCAGCCCUGAACACAAGAUUGCUAUCCUGGAUUUUGAUAUCGGGGCAAAGCGGGCAGCAUUUGAGAAGCAGACCUUUGAUUGUGGCGUCUGCGCAAAAUGCCAUCGAAUGCUCGACUGCGGCCAUGUGUUCUGUGUCGAGUGUUUGCAGGACUUCUACAACAACGCCAUCACCGAAGGUGACAUCGCAACGGUUCGCUGUCUGCAGCCGAACUGCGCCAAAGAGCGAGAAACUGUCAGGACUACGGGUAGUAAGAGGCCGAAGAAGUCGAAGACUUCUAUCAGCCCAAGUGAGCUCCUUCAAAUCCCACUCGAACCUGAGAUGGUGAAGCGUUACGUGGCCCUGAAGUACAAGACAGAGCUCGAGAGUGACAAGAACACCAUCUACUGCCCUCGUUCAUGGUGUCAGGGCGCAGCUAGGUCCAAGAAACGCAAAAAGCCGCAAGGGUUUGAGCUUCAUGAGACAGAUAAUGACUCUGACGAAGAGGCUAAGGAGGCCACCGAAGACCCUACUGAGACAUCCAAGCAAGGCCUUGAGCCUUACCAACCCGAGGACAGACUCGCUGUGUGUGAAGACUGCCAUUUCGCAUUCUGUAGCAGGUGUCGUCAAAGCUGGCACGGCGAGUUCGUCGUGUGCGCCCCACCACGAGACUCUCAGGAGCUCAGUCAAGAGGAAAAGGCCUCUCUCGAGUUUAUUGAUUUGCACACGACACCCUGUCCAACAUGUGGCUGCCCGGCCCAGAAGACACAUGGAUGCAACCACAUGACCUGCUUCAAAUGUCAAACGCAUUUUUGCUACCUCUGCUCUGCCUGGUUGAAUCCCAGCAACCCAUACCAGCACUACAACCGUUUACCAAAUGGUGGCGUGACCUCCUGUUACAUGCGCUUGUGGGAGUUGGAAGAAGGAGACGAAGACGGGGGGAAUGAUUUCGCUGGA
Messenger RNA from Cryphonectria parasitica EP155, 1428 nucleotides. RefSeq names its product RWD-domain-containing protein. Gene Ontology annotation, cellular component: ubiquitin ligase complex; cytoplasm. NCBI's taxonomy places the organism in Eukaryota, Fungi, Ascomycota, Sordariomycetes, Diaporthales, Cryphonectriaceae. The annotation marks the transcript as partial. Gene Ontology annotation, molecular function: ubiquitin protein ligase activity; zinc ion binding; ubiquitin conjugating enzyme binding. Gene Ontology annotation, biological process: ubiquitin-dependent protein catabolic process; positive regulation of proteasomal ubiquitin-dependent protein catabolic process; protein polyubiquitination. The transcript has 3 exons. The record is from RefSeq and is a predicted model, not a curated record.